This is a messenger RNA of Fomitopsis serialis, 777 nucleotides long. RefSeq lists its product as uncharacterized. Lineage: Eukaryota; Fungi; Basidiomycota; Agaricomycetes; Polyporales; Fomitopsidaceae. The record is from RefSeq and is a predicted model, not a curated record. Bases 1 to 777 code for a protein of 258 amino acids. The transcript is spliced from 3 exons.
AUGUACAUCGACACGUCCUCCAUCCUCCAGACCUUCGCCAGCUCGCUCAUCGCAACCGCCCUCCAGUACGGGUGGACGCCCGACUCGAACGCAGCCGACUUCAAGGGAUACGGCAAAGUGGCUGAUUGCAGCCUGUCAGGCUUCGUGCCCUCGUUCCCGUCAAACCAGACCCAGCUCACGAUCCCAAGCAUCUUGGAGCCGCAAUUCAUCGGCCUUGCCUUCGGUGUGCAAAACUACACCUGCUCGUCUAGUAACAACUUCACGAAUGUGGGCGCAGUCGCCGAGCUCAUCGACGUCUCCUGCUACGUGAACGCACCUUGGUUCGACACCAUCCAGGACACGCUCUUCCCCGCCUGGGACGAGCUCUCACAGUCCAUGUCCAUCCAGCAAGCGAUUGAGUUUGUGCACUUCCUCAACCCGCCCGCGAAUCUCGCGCAACACUAUUUCGUGCCGAACCCUGCCACCGGCCAAGGCGUCUCCCCGAAGUGGGACUUCACGUCGAACGGCAAGUUCCAGGGCAACACUGAUGCGUUCAUCGUCGCGAAGGGUAACGGCACGCUCCCGAGCCCGGAUGACCCGAAGAAGGACGUCGCGUGGCUGGAGGUCCUGAAUGUGGAGGGCAAGGUUGCGGCUGAGGUCUUCCGGAUCGACACGGUUGGCGGCCAGCCUCCGUCGUCUUGCGCGUACGGUAAGGACUCCGACAUAUCUGUGAAUUACGUGUCAAAGUACAGUAAGUCUCGAUUGCUCGCAGCUGAAGGAAUUCCCAAGCUUACCUGA